AGCCAGUCGUAGACCGAAUCGCUGUCCGGGACCCUGUGGAGGCUUUUCCCCCCAGAAUUUGUCAUUCGCCUCAUGCAUCCCUAAAUAAUCGAGAAAGGCUGUGAACAUAUAUUAGAACAAUAUCUGCUUGGGAUUUCUGGGCUAGACAAACAUGUCCGAGCCUAAGAACCAGACGGUAGGGGAGCCAACCAUUCCGCCCGAAGAAGGGGUCAAGGGUUGGCUGACAGUAGCUGGAGGCUUUUGCGCCCUAUUCUCCUCCUUUGGGUUCCUAAAUGCUAUCGGUGUCUUCCAAACAACAUACCAGCAGACGUCACUCAAAGACUACGAUGCGUCCGACAUAUCAUGGAUUUUCGCCGUGCAGCUGGCCCUCAUGUGGGCACCGGGACCACUAUGGGGUCGCAUAAUUGACACUUACGGCCCGAUCCCGGUCCUUUGGCCAUGCAGUAUUCUGUGUGUGCUAGGACUCUGUAUGACUAGCCUGGCGCAUGAGUAUUACCAGAUCUUUCUUGCGCAAGGCCUCUGCUUUGGCAUCGGCGCAGGUGGUGUUUUCACUUCGGCCAUGAUUUGCGUCGGCCAAUGGUUUGUUCGUCGUCGAGGUCUUGCAACUGGCGUUGCUGUAUCUGGAAGUUCACUUGGAGGUGUUAUCUUUCCGAUCUUUCUGGACCGGGUCAUCAACGACAUCGGCUUCUAUGGUGCCGUUCGGUAUACCGCGCUAUUCGUUGGAAUCAUGCUGGCAGUAGCCUGCCUGCUGGUCCGCAGCCGUCUCCCACGCAAGGAGUGGAACGGUAAAGCAGCGUGGAUCGACCUGACUCUGCUCAAGGAUACCGCGUUUGGGUUGUACACCGCUGGCGCAUUCUUCAUUAUGUGGGGACUCUGGGCUCCGUUCGACUAUCUUUCCAGUAUGGCGGAGAACGCGGGAUUCUCAUCGACUCUUGCUCUCUAUCUUAUUUCCAUUAUCAAUGGUGCCUCUAUAUUCGGGCGUCUUAUCCCUCCUCAGUUGGCAGAUGUCUUUGGUCACUUCAACGUCCUGACACUCUGCUGCUUCGGCACCGGCGUGUCAAUGCUCUGUCUAUGGCUUCCUUUCAACUACCACCCUUCUCAUGCAGGAAUCAUCGUGUUCGCGGCGGUCUAUGGCUUUGUCAGUGGCGCUGUUGUCUCUCUCAUGAUGCCAUGUGUUGCCAAAGUGGGGGAUCUGCAGACCCUGGGUCAGCGAUUCGGAACAUUCCAGCUGAUCAUGUCAGUGAGCUGUCUGACCGGAUUGCCGAUCAUGGGUGCCAUUCUCGAAAAGCAGAACUACACGGAUUAUUCGGGCUUGCAACUUUUCGGUGCUUGCUGUGGGAUAUUAGGGUCUGUUUUGAUUGGAGCAGCGACGUUCUUGCUCAGGAAACUGCGGAAUACGAGCAAGAUGUGAGUUGGGUUAGUGACGGCCGGGCUAGCCGGAAGAAAAAAAAACGAAAAAGGAAAAAGAUUCGACACUGGGAUAGAAGACUGAUUCUUGCCUAAAUACGACUUGAACGACUGAUACAUGUAAUCGAUAGCAUAUAAUAAACUGGAG
Aspergillus neoniger CBS 115656 is the source of this 1555-nucleotide messenger RNA. RefSeq names its product MCT family MFS transporter. Gene Ontology annotation, biological process: transmembrane transport. Gene Ontology annotation, cellular component: fungal-type vacuole membrane. The transcript has 5 exons. The coding region runs from base 152 to 1411 and encodes 419 amino acids. Gene Ontology annotation, molecular function: transmembrane transporter activity. The record is from RefSeq and is a predicted model, not a curated record. Lineage: Eukaryota; Fungi; Ascomycota; Eurotiomycetes; Eurotiales; Aspergillaceae.